AUGGGUCUUUUCGGCGACGGAAAACUUCUCAAGGCCGCGGCGGUUGCCGGAGUAGUCAAACAUCGACAAGACAAAAAAGCAAAAGAGCGAGAGGCUUACGAAAAAGAGAAAAGACGGCAGCAAAAGGAAGCUGCAGACAAGCAAUUCGAAGAGGAUACUAAAAAAGCCAUGGAAGCUUCCGCCGCAGAAGCGCAAUCAAAUCCGCCAGCUGCGAAUCCGGCAUAUGAUAUGCCAUAUCUCGCCGCAGCUUCUGCUCCUCCUCCUUACUACCCUCCUCAGCAAAAUCAAUAUCCACCUCAGAACUACCAGCCCUAUUCUCAGCCUGGUUAUCCUCAAUAUCCCCCUGCCCAGCAGCCUCCCUACCCACCCAACCAGGCUCAACCCCAACAGCCCCCAAGUCAGAGUCAAUCGCGAGCCCCAGACGUGAUCAUCAUCGGAACUGGUCCGACUCAAGCGCAGAUGGAAGCUGAGCGAGCUCGACGAAGAAAUCGAGGCGCUCUAGUUGGAGCUGCUAUCGGCGCUAGAAACGGCCAUGCUCUUGGCGGUGCGAUUAUUGGCAGAAGACUUGCUCGAUAA
Oikopleura dioica is the source of this 576-nucleotide messenger RNA. NCBI's taxonomy places the organism in Eukaryota, Metazoa, Chordata, Appendicularia, Copelata, Oikopleuridae. The record is from the annotation of a GenBank genome assembly.